Messenger RNA from Ceraceosorus bombacis, 659 nucleotides. Lineage: Eukaryota; Fungi; Basidiomycota; Exobasidiomycetes; Ceraceosorales; Ceraceosoraceae. The record is from the annotation of a GenBank genome assembly.
AUGGCACCCAGCCCCAUCUUCAAUCUGAGCGCUCAAGACGCGGACAAGAUCUUGUCUGAGAUUCGCUCGUCCGGCUACAUCCGCGAAGUAGCUUCGGAUGUGCCCCCAGAAGAGUCGGGCCUGUGGGACGUGGUCCAUUUCGUGCCAGACUCUUUCCGCCCUUCCGCCAAGCUGGAGAGUUCAGAGGCCAUCAUCGAUCACGCUGUCGAGACGCUCAAGAAGCAGGAAUGGGAUAGCACAGCCAUCGUCCUGGCCGAUGAGCGCACAGCGAAGGACGGGUCUCUGCUCAUCUACAAUGUCGACUCCACGCAGCCCAAAGGCAAGAGGCUUGUUGGCAAAUUGCGUGCGGUGCCUAGAAGUGUCAUCGAGGUGGUGAGACGCAUGCAUGCGUCGUAAAAUCCCCAAACAACCUCGCUUACUAGCCCUUUGUGGUUCAUUUGCCCACCUUCUGCCUCUUCUCACGAAAAUGCCAUAGGUUUGCAACCUGCAGGUGUCUAACAUGGACCUAAAGGAGGUGAGUGCGAAGCACUGAUAUCGACAGCAGAUCCAGCAUUGGGAAUGUCCAACUAAUUUGACAUGCUCACGUCCAUCUUUGCCGCCGCUCUUGGCAGUACGCCAACUGUAUCAAGGAGGGCGACGUCUUUGACGCUGGCUCAUGA